Messenger RNA from Colletotrichum chrysophilum, 1047 nucleotides. RefSeq lists its product as uncharacterized. The transcript is spliced from 3 exons. The record is from RefSeq and is a predicted model, not a curated record. The coding region runs from base 1 to 1047 and encodes 348 amino acids. NCBI's taxonomy places the organism in Eukaryota, Fungi, Ascomycota, Sordariomycetes, Glomerellales, Glomerellaceae.
AUGGAGGCCUUUGAUGGUUUGUCGGAAGAUAAUAUGAAGGAUAGGACACAGGAAGUUGUGGGCGCAGCACAGAAAGCUUGGGUUUCAUACGUCGAGGAGGCGCAGAAAGACAAUGAACCCGGCCAACGAGUGGAGAUGUGGGAGUUCUGGGACAUUUAUACGCGGAUGGUCAGCUGCGUGCCAUAUCGUCACAUUGGGCAGCGAUUGCUCACCGACGUUGUGCUGGAGCUGGAGAUCAUUGGAGAGGAGACUGAGGACUCGGCGUGGAAGGACUUGCCUGAGCUUGGACAGACAUUGAGAGAGGGGUGGAAUGACGAUCCAACGCGUACGGAUCUCUCCAUGGACGGAUGUACUCUGGAGCAUUGGCUCAGUUUCAACGCCUGGUUCGCGCGCCUGGUUGGGAGCGGGCCGAAGCGAGCACUGAAUCUCAUGCUGUGGUCGAUAAAGGAGGGUCUCGAAAAGAACCUAGAGAAGCUCGCAGGGGACCUGGAGAGCGAGAGGAAAAGGCGCAAGGGAGAGUUUGAAGAGGAUCUGAAGGAGAGGGAGCAGCAAAGAACGAAGGCCGAGCUGUUGUGGAUGCAGGAACAUGGGCUGGAGUGUGCCUCUCGGAGUUGUGUGGACAGUGAGCCGACGAAAGAGGACGAAGCCGCCAGAGCGCAACCGGCUGCGACGCCCGAGGGUCCGCCUGACGAGGCAUUUGAGGGCACUGGGGAACAUGCAGAGAAGGACGCGAAGGUGUUGUGCCCCGAAGCGGUGACGAGAGUCGCCGUCGCUGCGGAGUAUUUCAUCCACGCGGCACCAGUGAUCUUGGAGGAGAGCCUGAUCUGGCACACUCGCGGCCCUUUCGAUGACCAAGAGCAGCGGAUCUACCGAGCAGGACCGCUGUUUGCGGGCACUUUCGGAUUUAACCUGGAGAGAUGGGGAUUCUGGAAGAGGCGGUUGGGGGAGUUGAAGAGUCAACUUGGAGACGAAGAGGUGGAGAGGAAUGUGGACGAAGCGUUGGAAAAGAUGAGUGCCGUUGAAGUGGCUGUAGCUAGACAUCUGUAG